CAUUCACAGCUAGCACUCUCAGUCAUGUCUUUCCUCACCGGUGCCAUUCGCCAAGCGGCAAAGGGCACGGCUGCCCGCCAUGCUUUGCUGAACGGACGCAGCGCUGCCGUCGCUUUUCCUCAAGGUUCGUGUGCUCGAGUCAGACGGUGGUGGGCGAGGUGGGAAAAGAUGACCAAAAAGCUGUAUCCGGCUAAGUCGAGCCGUAGGACGCCAAAUUACAACGGCAAAAAGGGGGUUUGCGAUGCGCAAUUUUCGCAGCGGGAGGACUGGCCCAAGUUGGCUCUGAUGUCCUGAAGGGUCUCGUGAGGAUGAUGACUUUCCCAUUCUUCGCACGGCAUCUCGCUGAGUCUCGAGCUUGAGCGCAAAGACUGACCACGACACCAUUUUGGCCUUUGCCGAAUCACAGUGCGAGGCAUGGCAUCCCACUCUCAUGACGACGAGACUUUCGAGUCCUUCACAGCGCGCUACACAUCCUUCUUCGAUGCCGUCGAGGAUCUGUUCGAGCUGCAAAGAGGUCUGAACAACUGCUUCUCAUACGACUUGGUUCCUGCGCCAGAGGUGAUCGAGAGCGCGCUCAGGGCCAGUCGCAGGGUGAACGAUUUCUCCACUGCUGUUCGCGUUUUCGAGGGUCUGAAGGAGAAGGUGGAGAAUGAGGGACAGUACCAGCAGUACGUCACUGCCCUCGCUGAUGUUCGCAAGGAGCUGGGCAUCAACUUGCGCGAGGAACUGUACAACAACUGAAAGCGCAUCCAUCAGGAGCGGCAGCGCAUGCAUUGACAUCGCUCGCCGUACCGUGUACCCUCACACACGUCUGUCCGCGCGACGGGGAAGUGACUCAAACGCAUCGCAAUAAACAUACAGUAGACUCAGUUUCUGCGGUGAGCUUAAUGGCGACGUUGUCGAGAAGGGGGGGACUAAAAAUGGCUCGACACCGUACGAUCAGCCUUGGACAAGAUCACGCGCGUGCACGAAGAGAUGGAGCACUCUAAUUACAAAGCAUUCACCGCAUCGUUCUUCGUCGUGCACCAUAUCUGGAACAGGAGACAAAGCUUAUCAGUGCUUGUGGCACCAUUCUCUUCAAAGAGCUUUGGCUGGUGGACCUCCGCUACCUUCGAUCGUCUUUGUGUCGAGGCCUCUUUCUUGCCUGGCGGAUUUCACAGCGG
Ceraceosorus guamensis is the source of this 1163-nucleotide messenger RNA. Its product is annotated as cytochrome c oxidase. The transcript has 2 exons. Gene Ontology annotation, biological process: mitochondrial electron transport, cytochrome c to oxygen. Gene Ontology annotation, cellular component: mitochondrial inner membrane. The record is from RefSeq and is a predicted model, not a curated record. Lineage: Eukaryota; Fungi; Basidiomycota; Exobasidiomycetes; Ceraceosorales; Ceraceosoraceae. The coding region runs from base 415 to 741 and encodes 108 amino acids.